This is a messenger RNA of Naumovozyma castellii, 210 nucleotides long. RefSeq lists its product as uncharacterized. Bases 1 to 210 code for a protein of 69 amino acids. The record is from RefSeq and is a predicted model, not a curated record. NCBI's taxonomy places the organism in Eukaryota, Fungi, Ascomycota, Saccharomycetes, Saccharomycetales, Saccharomycetaceae. The transcript has a single exon.
AUGAGUUAUAACUCCGUUUUGAAUUUGAUUGAAAAAAAAGUUGAGGAUCUUGGUGGGAAGAUAACAAAUCGGUUUAAAAUAAUCAAAGGUUUCAGUAUGGAAUUAUCUGAUGAAUAUAUCAAUACUUUUAACGAUCAAGUGAACAAGUUGAGUGAUUUAGUGGGUUACAAAAUUAAUGUGGAGGAGGAUCAAACGAUGCAUGCAUACUGA